CAAAGUUGUAGUUGAUCGCCGAGUGAGGAAAUAAAAAUCUAAGGAUGGCUACAACGAUUGCCCCUGUGGAUGGACCUCCAGAGGUGGUGAAUGCUCGCCGUACAGAAUCCCUUGAUGCACCACAUAUCCUCAAACUUGUCCAGGGAAACACAGAUGCACUUUUCGGUAGAGUCAAUGUUGUGAACUUGAUUGAGAAAGCAGUUUUGGCCGUCACCCUAUGUAAUGAUAAAGAAGAUAUUCUAGGCCAUGCUGCUUUCUUCGAUUACCCCAACAUUCCGGAGGUUGACCAAGCUAAUUGGGAGUCCUGGAUAAAGACAAGUUACAGCAUGGAAAAGAGUACUGCCUUGAACACUCUAUUUAUGCACUACUUUGUCGCAAAAUCAGAUUAUGCUCAUGGAUGCUGUAGGGAAAUCAUCAGGACAGCAUUUAAUGCCGUACCUGACCUUCAUUUCCUCUACUUGUUUGUGCCAAUGAAGGCUUACCCAGAGACGGCUUUGGACGAGGUUUUCAAACAGCUUGAUAAAGUGGAGGGAGUAAAUGAUGGAAUAAGUGGUGCCUUGUUUGUUUGUCACAGACAUGACCAUGUCCCAGUCCUGCAUGUCAGGAAGGCCACUGUGGAGGAUCAUGAUGACCUUACCCCAAUCUUCACUCGUCAAAGUGACAUGUUGAACAUGACAUAUGGGGACUAUUUCUUGGCAGAGCUUGUGGAGGCUCAGGAUGAGCACAUGCAGUGCUUAGUAGCUGAGGUGGAAGGAACAGCAAUUGGGUUUAUGAGUAUCAGUGAUGAUGUGAAUGCUAACCUAUUGAAUGAAUGCUUUGAGCUUGGACCAUUCCACGGACUUCGGAAACCACAUCCAGAAGAUAACUUGGUCCCACCGAAAACUCCAUCCCCUUCACCGCCCCCAGAAGAAGAACGACCCGCUUCUAGAGGAUCUCAGAAAUCUGGAGGAUCAGGAAAGCCAGAGGGAGAACCAAAUUCUGUGACCGAGGGAACAAAGAACGAGAGCAACGAGGCAACUGCUUCAGAGAAAGUAGAGGAGAAGAAAACUAGCAGUCAGCACUCAAGUGGGAGGAGCUCCCGAGCUGGAAGUACUAGUGCAGAAGACGGAAUUAAAAUCCAGUCCAAACUCAGUGAUGAUCACAUGCGUGAGAGUGCAACAUCUUUACUCAGCGAUCACGCUGCAGCAAUUGGGGAGGCCGCUAAGGAGAUUGAAGAUCGUACCUCUCAAGUGUCAAGUCGAAAAAGCUCUGUUAGAGAAGAGAUAUCUUCGAGACUUGCGACCCCAAUCAAGCCAAUUACUCCGAUGACAACUCUGCCGAAACGUUUUGUGCCUGUAUACAACGGAGAAAUCAAUGCUUUCAGUAUACAGCUUUUUUGCAUCGAUGAAAGAUACGAGAUGAGAUCUUCAGAUUUCCUGACUAAGGCAUUCUCCCUGUUUCCCAAUUUUGACUUUUGCGUGAUUACUGUUCCCCACCUUGUUCCGGAGUUUCCUCUUCUUCAAGGAUUUGUGAGGGUGACGCCACGCUGUCCGAGCACUCUGUCGCAGGAGUUGUAUGUUUUCCACAGAUCUGGACUGAUGAAGGAUUUCCUUGUGCGCCCAGCUUGUACAAAAGAUACAGCAGGAGUGGAGAAACUUGUGAAAACUGUCAACCUCCACGAAAACCUGAUGGCUGACCUGAAACAAUACAACCAGGCCCGCAGAGACGAGGAUGGUAUGGAAAUUCAAGCUUUUGUUGCUGAAUGUCAAGGUCAGAUUGUUGGAACAGCCAUAAUAAGAAAAGAAGAGGACAUUGAGUACAUACGUUCUCAUUACAACAUUGAAGACUUCAUAUACUUCAACCAUCACAAGCGAGAGGAGCAUGGCCAUCUUCAUCACUUUGCAGUUAAUCCCAUUUUUUGUCAUCUCUCCAAGCACUUCAUCAAGGAAGUCCUUAGACAGGGUCACAAGACGUGUCUGUACUACCCCCUGUAUCCUCAAUAUACUGACAAAGAGAUUGUAGAGAAACACUCACUUGUUUGUUGUUUGAAUGACAUGGUACCAGUACGGUCUCGUCGACAAAUUAUCUAUCCCGUAGAAAAAUUGGGAAUCAACGCUCCCUCUGAGAGAGUGUUGGCAGACAGAGAACCAUACGCCCUUAACCAUAUCAACAGGAAACUUGUCAUGGAGCCAAAGGUGACAAUUAACGCCAGGAUCGUGGUUGUUGGAGCCUCUAACGUUGGUAUAGCAUUCCUAGAGACACUGGCAUAUAGCCCUCACCUGAGAUUUCAUAACCUGACCUUGAUUUCGCCACACGGCCUCCCCGGUGAAAUGGCGCCUGAUGAGGUUCGUGAUCAGAUGCUCGGAAACAGCUUUUGUUACAAUCAGAAUGAGUUCUCAAAGACCUCUCUGCGAACCUGGGUCAAUGUCGUCUACGGGAAAAUGACAGCCAUCGACAGAAAGAAGAAAAAUGUGAUUGUUGAAAACAGUACAAAUGUUCCUUACGACCAUCUCAUUCUGUGUACGGGGGAACAGUAUCAGAUCCCUGCCCCCACAGAGGCUGAUAUUGAUGGAGGCGCUACCAAUGCAGAUCUCCCCAACUCCCCUGAUAGGAGAUAUUUGAAGGCACAACCCAAGAAUUUGUUCCUGGUUAAUGAUGAGUAUGAUGCUGCAGUAGCUCUGUACUGGAUAGAAAACAGCCUCCUCAAGUCAUGUCGGAAGGUUGUUAUUUACGGCGGGACUCUGGAUGCGUAUUGUUGUGUACAGUCCCUCCUUACAAUGGGCGUCGCAGGAGAAAGGAUCUCUCUAGUGGAACCUACUGCUGCUUAUCAGACAACCUGCUUCAAUAAUCCCACACUUGAUGAGACAAUCCUUAAAACAAUGAAAGAAGCUGGUGUCCAAGUGUAUUCUGGGUAUUAUCUUGCCCAGUGGAAUGAUGGUAGUGGUGAGAUAGGGGAGAUAACCUCAGCGAGCUUUACUUCCAAGAAAGAACCUCUUAUUCUUGAAUGUGGGGCAUUCUUUGCUUACUACAAAGCCUCGGUAGACACAGACUCAUUCAGAGCUAUCAAUGACGCUUGCCUUGUAUACGAUGGUAAACUGGUGAUUGAUGCAGCAUUCCAUACAAAUGACGUUGCUAUCCGUGGUGCUGGUACGUUGACAAAAUACCAGCGUAAAUAUCACGCGGAACAGUGGACACACGCCAAUUUCAACUCCAAAGAAGUCGGCAUCCAUUUGGCCACAGAAAUGUUGCGCUUAUUUGACCCCACAAUGGAACCACAAUCGGCCCCACCAGAGGAAGCUCUCAAUCUUAUUCCAAUCUACCGCAACCCCAAGAUCCAGGGCGGACUUUUACCCGGGGGUUACCAUUAUCUCCAUGUGGCUAAACCAGGCCUAGACACACCCCUUAGUAACCAGAUGGCACAGCCUGACUAUGGUAAAGAGUUCAUCACAGGAACGGUGGACGGAGAUCCAGGAUAUUUCCGUCUUCACAUCAACCAGUACAACACAAUAGAAACCAUCACAGUCCUCUCCAAACAGCCGAUUCCGAGCAGCAAUUUCAACUGCCUGUAUGGACUGCAUGAGAGAAGCCUCAGCAAUUUGGUCUCGAGGUUUAACGAGGGCUUGAUCAAAGAUUUCAUUGGCUAUUUCAUGGAGAAGUGGUGCCUGGCUGUAUAUCACGACAGAUUCGCAGAUUUCCGAGAUGAAGUACGAGAACUCCUUAUUACUAGUCCAGGCCCCGGACAAGAGUCAGUUGAAGAACGCGUACGACAGGUGGUGGAUGAGGAUGUUGCUAUGAACGAGAGUCAGAAAACGGAACUGUUAGAGAUGUACCGAACCAGUGGAGCAAAGCGUGCUGUAGAAACCAGACUUCUCAGUUUUAUAAGUUACAACUAUUACCAUCUACCAAUGUAUGCCAAACCUGGCAUGGUGUAAAAAAGAUUCACAUCAGUAGAAAGUGAAACAGAAACAAACUUUAAAAAUAUGGAUUGACAAUACUGAAUUUUUCAGUCUUUUAGACAGAGUAGUGUUGAAAUGAGAAGACACUUGGAUGAAAACCAAAAUGAAAAUGUGAAAAUGAAAACAUUCUUCCAUCAUCAAUAUGGCAUUUUUGUGAAACAAGGACAGCAAAGUAAUUGUCAGUGUAAAUAGUUAGACUGAUGAUGGAUCUGAUAUAAUGUACAGAUAAAAAGAGAAUUGUGAAAAUUGAAAAUAAAUUGUAUUUUAUAUUUUUCUGAAAAACCCUGCAACUGACAAACAUUUUGCAUACGUUUGCACCUAGCUGUCGAAAACAAGUGUAGUUGGAACACUGAAAUUCUUAUUUCAUGAUAUUUUAACUGUUAAUGGCAGUUUCUUUUUGCCAAAUAUAAAUUUUUUCUGUAAAACUGCUGUCAAAUGAAUAUGAAAAAACAGGAGAAUAUGUCACAAAAGUAUGUACUAAACUAUAUAGAGAAAAGCCGUCCCUUUCAUUUACAAUUUUUACAGAAAUAUUUUGUGGGAGCAGCAGAACAAGUAAGUGGAGUUAUCGUUAAAUAUUAUGAAAAUCUCUAAUAACUGUAUACAUCUUUAUAUAUUUUUAUAAUUUUGCAUGAAACAAGUCCCAAACCAGCUGUGAUAAGUAUUCAAAAUAUUGCUUUAUUUGAUGGUAACAAAA
This is a messenger RNA of Ylistrum balloti, 4629 nucleotides long. Its product is annotated as cilia- and flagella-associated protein 61-like. Lineage: Eukaryota; Metazoa; Mollusca; Bivalvia; Pectinida; Pectinidae. Gene Ontology annotation, molecular function: oxidoreductase activity. The record is from RefSeq and is a predicted model, not a curated record. The coding region runs from base 45 to 3911 and encodes 1288 amino acids. The transcript is spliced from 29 exons.